AUGUCUGGACUAAAGAUCUGGCAAGAAACAGUUAUCACCAUUGCGGUUUUCAUCGUAGCGAUACUUUUUGUUCUUUCAUUUUGUCUCAUUUGGAAAAAGAAAUCAAGAAGAUCCAAAUCCUUAAGUCUUCCCAUCAUCCAAACCCCUCCGGUAUCGAAAGAGAUCAAAGAAGUCAGAAUGGAGCAUGUCUCAAACUUUGAUCAUGAUCAGGAGAAAAACAGUAAUGAAUCUGACAAAUUCUUGCUUAAUUUGGAUAUUGAAAAGAAGAGAAAGAACGGUGCAAGUAGUAGCCGGUCUGGCUCAGGGGAAGAAGGUUCUCUAUGUGUUGCAAACCGGUCUUCUUCAUCAUUGUAUGAUAUGGCAACACCAUCGCCUCUUUCCGGUUUACCCGAGUCACACCUUGGUUGGGGUCAUUGGUUUACACUGAGAGAUCUUGAAAUAGCAACAAACAGAUUCUCAAAGGAAAAUGUGAUUGGUGAAGGAGGAUAUGGAGUUGUAUACAGAGGAGAGUUGACCAAUGGGACUCAUGUCGCCGUUAAAAAGAUCAUGAACCACUUGGGACAAGCUGAGAAAGAGUUUAGAGUAGAGGUUGAUGCUAUCGGUCAUGUGCGUCAUAAGAACUUGGUACGUCUUCUAGGAUACUGCAUUGAAGGCACACACAGGAUAUUGGUUUAUGAGUAUAUGAACAAUGGGAACCUCGACGAAUGGCUUCACGGAGCAAUGAGACAGCACGGAUACUUAACUUGGGAGGCUAGAAUGAAAGUUCUCAUUUGCACGUCCAAGGCUCUUGCGUAUCUACACGAGGCGAUCGAGCCAAAAGUAGUUCACAGAGACAUCAAGUCGAGCAAUAUAUUGAUCGAUGAUAGAUUCAACGCAAAGGUUUCUGAUUUUGGCCUUGCUAAGUUACUUGGAGAUGGGAAAAGCCAUGUAACAACUCGAGUGAUGGGAACAUUCGGGUAUGUUGCUCCAGAAUAUGCGAAUACCGGACUUUUGAAUGAAAAGAGUGAUGUAUAUAGCUUUGGUGUAUUGGUCUUAGAAGCAGUAACUGGAAGAGAUCCUGUGGAUUAUGCGCGUCCUGCUAAUGAGGUGAAUCUAGUUGAGUGGUUGAAGAUGAUGGUGGGAUCUAAGAGAUUAGAAGAAGUAACUGAUCCAAACAUGGCGGUUAAGCCAACGACUAGAGCAUUGAAACGUGUACUUCUUACUGCACUUAGAUGCAUUGAUCCUGACUCUGAAAAGCGGCCUAAAAUGAGCCAAGUUGUGCGAAUGCUCGAGUCCGAGGAAUAUCCUAUACCAAGAGAGGAGCGGAGAAGGCGCAGAUCGCAAGAGGAAAACUCGGAUACCGAUAGAAGCACACCGGUUUCAAGAACACCGAGCAAGAGAGUAUAA
Molecule: messenger RNA, 1386 nt
Organism: Arabis nemorensis
Lineage: Eukaryota; Viridiplantae; Streptophyta; Magnoliopsida; Brassicales; Brassicaceae
Source: the annotation of a GenBank genome assembly